CAAAAGUUGACGAACAGUCCGUCACUCCAGCAUCGUGAGCAGACGGCUUGAGAAGCGCAGAACAUCCGGAGCCGGGACACAGGCACAACACCGCCAAGAUGGUGUUCAUACUAGGAGUCAACUUCCACGAGCGCAAGUUCGUCAAGAAAGCCCUCGAGUCCUUCUACGGCCUCGGCCCCACCGCGUCCGCGCGCAUCAUGGCGAAGCACAGCAUCUUCCCGCUCGCCCGGCUCGAGAACAUCUCCGGCAAGACGGUCCAAGCCCUGACCGCCGAACUCUCCAACAUGACGCUCGAGAGCGACGCCAAGCGCCUCGUGCAGGAGAACAUCCGCCGCCUCAGAGACAUGGGCACCUACCGUGGCAGGCGGCACGCCAUGAACUUGCCUGUCCGUGGCCAGAAGACGCGCACGCAGAUCGAGACGGCGCGGAAGCUCAACAUCCUGGAGCGUGGAGAGCGCACGGGAACGUAUGUUGGCAAGCCGCCGCCCCAUGUCAGGGGUGGUGGCCGAUAAAGAAGGGAAGGGAUAGUUGGCGUUCGGAGUUGAGGGAAUGUGAAAGCAACACACGUUUAGGCCGGGCAAGCAGAACACGCAGCUCCGUGAUACUGCGGACUACUUGAACUGG
Messenger RNA from Microdochium trichocladiopsis, 624 nucleotides. Its product is annotated as ribosomal protein s13-like protein. The transcript has 3 exons. Gene Ontology annotation, cellular component: mitochondrion; small ribosomal subunit; ribosome. NCBI's taxonomy places the organism in Eukaryota, Fungi, Ascomycota, Sordariomycetes, Xylariales, Microdochiaceae. Gene Ontology annotation, biological process: translation. Gene Ontology annotation, molecular function: structural constituent of ribosome; RNA binding. The record is from RefSeq and is a predicted model, not a curated record. The coding region runs from base 99 to 512 and encodes 137 amino acids.